CGUUCAUGGACCGUGGUCAGCAAAUGGUGAAGGUGGUGGUACCCUCCGUUGCAGCUCUCCUCUGCACCGUCGUGCUCGACAAGCUGCUGCUGAGGAUGUUUGACGUUGCCAGUCGCUGAUGAGAGAGAUGGUUCUCUCUACGGCGACGUAUCUCCGAGUUUCACUUUCUCCGAAUUCGGACAACCGAGCAAACCGAGGGGUGCGGGGUCAAUUCCGUGCUAGAGGCGGGCUCGUCCUCGAUCGUGUCAACAAAAAGAUCAUGUCGAGGGUUUUCAGCGGACCUGACAGAGCAGAGUAGAAAAGAGGAGAUCCAGAGUGUGUCCUGUCCAAGCUGAGUUCCGGUCCAAACACACAUCGCUGCCUUCGAGGUUUGAAACUCGUCAACAUGGCUUAUGAAACCAGGCUCUUCAUCAACAACGAGUAUGUUAACUCCUCCUCUGGAGAGACGUUGACCAUCUACAACCCCAGCGAUGACACCCUGGUCACGGACAAAGUCCAGGUCGCCGGCGAGGCGGACGUCGACCGUGCCGUUGCUGCUGCCAAAGCUGCUUUCCCAGCUUGGUCGGCCAUGCCAGGUCUGCAACGUGCAGCCAUCAUGCUGAAGUUCGCCGAUCUCUUGGAAGCAAAUGCCGAGAAGCUCGGGAAGCUAGAGACCAUCUGUAUGGGCCAGCCCAUCACAGUAGCCACAGGGUUUGUAAAGGGUCCCGCUGCCAUCUGGAGGUACUAUGCCGGCUUUGCAGGUAAGAUUGCCGGCGAAAGCUACCCUCCAGAGGGAGAUGGAAGCUACAAAAUCGUCGCAUACGAGCCAUUGGGUGUUUGUGCUGGAAUCGCGGCCUGGAACGCUACCCACACAUUGGCGGCCUGGAAGAUGGCUCCAGCGCUCGCAGCGGGAAACACUUUCGUCUUCAAAUCUUCUGAGAAAUCUCCCUUGGGAGCUGCUGCAUAUGGCGACUUGAUCAAGGAAGCUGGGUUCCCGCCGGGCGUCAUCAAUGUGGUCACUGGAGCCGGCCCAGUCGGUGCAUUGCUGGCUUCUCACAUGGAAAUUGCAAAGAUUGCCUUCACAGGGUCGGCAGCCGGUGGCCGUGCGGUGCAGAUCGCUGCCGCAAAGUCCAAUCUGAAGCAUGUUUCGCUCGAGCUAGGCGGAAAGUCGCCUGCCUUGAUCUUCGACGACGCCGAUCUGGAGAACGCCCUUCUACACAACUCCGAAAACUUCUUGAGAAACUCCGGUCAGAUUUGUUUUGCGUCGUCAAGAGUUCUGGUUCAAGAAGGCAUCGCUCCCAAGUUCAUCGAGGGCAUUAAAACAUAUUUCGAGAAUGCGGCCAAGAAAAUGGGCGAUCCAUCUUUGCCCGAAACUGCAUUUGGCCCCUUAGCCGAUAAGAAGCAAUUUGAGAGAGUUAUGCAAUUCUUGAAGGACGGCAAGGCUGAGGGAGUUGAAGUCCUAACCGGGGGUGACCGUCUGGGCGACAAGGGAGCGUUUGUUCAGCCCACGGUGCUGCUCAAUCCAGACUUGAAGAGCCGAGUGUAUACCGACGAGAUCUUUGGUCCCGUGAUUUCUGUCAAGACUUUCAAGACUGAAGAGGAAGGCAUCCGGCUUGCAAAUGACACAAGCUAUGGCCUUGGAGCUACAAUAUACACCUCGGAUAUCCCUAGAGCAUUGCGGGUUGCCUCCAAGAUCGAAUCGGGUGCGGUGGGCGUCAACCAAGCGUUCAAGAACACUCCGCAAGUUCCAUUUGGCGGUGUCAAGCAGAGUGGAUAUGGCCGUGAGAGCGGAUAUGAAGGACUGCGAGGUUACUUGCAUACCAAGACGAUUAGCAUCAAUAUGGAAGUGAAGAGUCAGUGAGCCAGCCAGGCUUCUGAUCAUCGCUUGCCCACGGAAUGUUCUCUCAAGAGUUCAACCGUCCACACGGCAUCAACAACAAAAUUGAAAAGCAUAUAAUUCAAUAUACCACGUAUAGUGACGGACGGUGUGUCUGUUCGCAUCGAAUAAUGCCUUGAUAUUAGUAAUGUCGAAGGACUUGUGAAGGAACGACCGAGUAUGAGUCGAUGUAGCCUCAGUGUAUCGGCUCGGUCUGUUGAUAGCGGUAGUUUUCCCCGGAGUUUAGUU
Exophiala dermatitidis NIH/UT8656 is the source of this 2104-nucleotide messenger RNA. Its product is annotated as aldehyde dehydrogenase (NAD+). The record is from RefSeq and is a predicted model, not a curated record. Gene Ontology annotation, molecular function: aldehyde dehydrogenase (NAD+) activity. NCBI's taxonomy places the organism in Eukaryota, Fungi, Ascomycota, Eurotiomycetes, Chaetothyriales, Herpotrichiellaceae. The transcript has 3 exons. The coding region runs from base 386 to 1840 and encodes 484 amino acids.